AUGUCACCGAGCCGAGCCGUCCCUAUCCUUGUCGGCGUCGGCGAUGUCAGAAACAAAUCCAGCAAGCCAGAAGACGCUCUCGAGCCGUCCAAAAUGAUGACAAGAGCCAUCCGAAACGCCCUCGAAGACACCGGUCUUGACGCUGCGGCACAGAAACAGGUCCUCAAUGAGACGGACAGUCUGCGCAUCAUCCCCACCUGGACUUGGGCGUACAACGACCUGCUGAGUACCGUGGCGGAAGACCUGGGUAUCAAGCCGACAACAAAAGAGAUGCCGACGCACGGCGGCAACCAACCCGCCUUGCAAUGCGACGAAGCCGCCCGAGCCAUCGCCAACCGCCAGAGCAAGGUGGCCAUCUUGACUGGUGGCGAGGCCAUGGCUUCGCUCGCGGGCUGCCAGAAAGCAGGCCAGAUGCCACCGCCAGGCUGGGUAGAGCCCGACCCCGACGGAAAGUCCGUCUCGAUGGACAUGUCCAUCUUGGGCGAUGGCGCCGGCCCGCGACACUCUGUCGGCCUGCCGAUCCACGUCUACCCUCUGUACGAGAUUGGACGUCGCGCGCGUCUGCGGCAGACGGCACAGCAAAACAAUCAGGAGUCGGCCACCAUGUACGCCGCUUUCGAUGAGAUUGGCUCCAAGAAUGAAUAUUCCUGGAACUAUGGCGAAAAGAUCAAAACAGCCGAAUUCAUCGGCUCCAUAACUAAGCGAAACCGCAUCAUUUGCGAGCCCUACCCGCUGUUGAUGAAUGCCUUCAACGGCGUCAACUUGUCCGCUGCUUGCAUUCUCACGUCGACGGAGCACGCCGAGAAGCUCGGAAUCCCCAAGGACAAGUGGGUGUAUAUUCUUGGCGGCGCCGUCUGGGAACGACCUGGAUUCGCCAGCAGCCCUGCCAUAACCAAUUCUCUUGAUGCGGCACUGCAAGUGUCUGGCCUAACCAAAGACAAAAUUGAUGUCUUUGACUUUUACUCGCAAGUCAAGACCUGUCGACGAAAAAAGGACUCGGCUGACCUGUUGCAGCUGCUUCCCCAUCGUGCCCAAGCUCGCAUGCGAUCAUUUCGGACUCUCGCCAACCACGCCAAAGAAGCCAAUCUCGCUGCUGGGCGGACUCACAUCAUUCGGAGGGGCCGGCAACAACUACUCGAUGCGCUCACGGCCAUGACGCGCGCGUUGCGCAGCCGCCGGUACAACAACGGUCUGAUCUUGGCCAAUGGCGGCAUGCUCACGCACCAAUACGCCAUCUGCCUCUCAACACAGCCUCGCCGGGACGGACAGGACUACCCCGCCAAAAAUCCGUUGCCGCUCGUCGUGCCCGAUGCCGCGCCGCCAUUCGCCGAGGACGCCAGCGGCCCCGCCACGAUUGAAACUUACACGAUUGAGUAUGAUCGCUCGGGUGCGCCUAGUCUCGGGCAUAUUGUCGGAAAACUAAAGACGGGCGAGAGAUUUCUGGCGAAUCAUGGUGAUGACGCGACGCUGGAGAGACUGGCGCAGCGCUCCGUGGAGCAUGUUGGUCAGGCUGGCGUCGUGCGCAAGGACGAGGAACGGAAUCUGUUUUAUUUCGAGGCCAAGCCAAACCUGUGA
Messenger RNA from Cordyceps militaris CM01, 1575 nucleotides. Its product is annotated as acetyl-CoA acetyltransferase. The record is from RefSeq and is a predicted model, not a curated record. Bases 1 to 1575 code for a protein of 524 amino acids. The transcript has 7 exons. Gene Ontology annotation, molecular function: acyltransferase activity. Lineage: Eukaryota; Fungi; Ascomycota; Sordariomycetes; Hypocreales; Cordycipitaceae.